Molecule: messenger RNA, 1232 nt
Organism: Meloidogyne enterolobii
Lineage: Eukaryota; Metazoa; Nematoda; Chromadorea; Rhabditida; Meloidogynidae
Source: the annotation of a GenBank genome assembly
UAAAAAUGUUUAAUAUUCCAACAUGUUCACCUCUUAACACUUUAAAUAAUGACAAUAAUAACAAAACAAUUCCAAAAUCCUUAGCACAAUUGUUAGCAGAUCGUCGUCCUUCUUAUUCCGUUAGUAUUCCCAGCGAAUCUAGAAAAUUAAGCAGAGAAUGUAGAAGGAAAGGGAGCGAGCAAGUUUGUGGGAGGGCUGAAGAGGCGAAUAAAGGUUCUUCUAUCAUGCUUCCCCUUCCGCCUCUGAAGGAGUCAAACAAUGCAGAAAUCAAAAAAAAUUUACAACAAAAAAUACAGCAAUGCCAACAAUUUGUGGAGUGGGGAGAGGAGGAGAAUGAAGAAAAGAUUAAUGAAAGAUUAGUAAAAACGAAUGCUUUGGAGGAAGUAAUUGAAUGGGUUUCUAAUAGUUCUUCAAAAAAAUUGGAGGAAGAGGACAAUUUAAAGCGCGGACUGGUUGAUAUUGUCCGGUUAAAUUUAUUCAGAAUUCUUCCACCAAGCGAAACACAAGAGAGUUCAGCAACAGAAGAACUGACAGAUAUUGGUCUAGAUUCUCGGCUAACAUCCAACUCCCAUUUAGAACCAAAUUGGCCCCAUUUACUCCAAGUUUAUCGUCUACUACAUUUAUUAAUUGAAAAAUCAAGUGAUGGCGAUCAUACUAAAUUUACUGAAUUUAAUUCAAAAUUUAUUGGAGAUUUACUAGAAUUAUUUCACUCAGAAGACCCCAGAGAAAGACAACAACUCAAAAAAGUGGUUCACACACUCUACAGUAAAUUGGUGCCUUUAAGGCCUGAAAUUCGCAAAAGGAUGGGGUGGUUGUUGUUGGAACAUGUCUAUGAAAAUAGGCAGUGUAAAGGAGUUCCGGAAAUUUUGGAAAUUCUUGGAGAUAUAAUUAAUGGUUUCUGCGUUCCUCUAAAACCAGAACAUCGCCACUUUUUCUUAAAAAUAUUACUUCCCCUACACAAGCCAAGAAAUUAUUUGCUAUAUUUUGCUCAACUUUCAAAUUGUGUUGCUUUAUUUAUCGAAAAAGAUUUUAGCCUUGUAAAGCCUACUUUUGACUAUUUACUUGGAAAAUGGCCUAAAGAUUAUUCGGCUAAAGAAGUUUUAUUAAUAACGGAAAUUGAAGAAAUAUUGAGUCGAAUUGGAAAUAAUGAAUUUAAUUUAAUUUGUAAGGCUCUCUUUAGACAGUUGGGAAAAUGCGCGUCAAGUCUGCAUUUUAGGGUAAUUAAAUAUUAG